Messenger RNA from Marchantia polymorpha subsp. ruderalis, 2208 nucleotides. NCBI's taxonomy places the organism in Eukaryota, Viridiplantae, Streptophyta, Marchantiopsida, Marchantiales, Marchantiaceae. The record is from the annotation of a GenBank genome assembly.
UACCUGAUGUUGUCCUCUGAAUUUGAUCGGUUGCUUCCGCUCUCGGACUUGUACAUAUACAAACCUUGUAUGGAACUGAUACUGUGAUCGAUUUCAUCAUUGGAUCUGCAAGCAAAUGCUUGCAGAUUCAUGAUUGCUGGGUAGUGACCAUGGAGUUGUGUGAGCUUGUUUGAAGUGUUUGUAGAUUCACCAUCAACAUGUAGUUUCAGGUAUUGUACAUGUGUGACAGUUGCCUCACUAGAAUAAUGGUGUUGGUUGUUGUGGGGAGUUCGCGUUCUGAAGACUCAUUUCGACCUCAAAGCCCGGUCGUCUGGAGAGCUGUGGUGGGUCGGCCUGGCGAGAAUGGAAUCAGUGGUGGAGAAGAUCGUGAGUCUCUGUAGAAAAGGAGUAGAAGCAGGAGGAGGCGGAAAAUCUGAUGAAAUCAAUUCGAGGCUUUUAGAGGCUUCAGCUAGCAAGACCGUGAAGCUCCGCUGGAAUGGACAGACGGAUGAAAAUAUUGAGGAUUUGUGCCACUUACUGGCCUCCAACCAAAGAUUGCAAACGCUCUGCAUUUUCCAAGUGAUCGCGUUCGGCACAGACACAGGAGGCCAGCUCAUGGCACACUUGCUGACAGGAAAUCCUAGACUCAAAACUCUAGAUCUGACAUCAAUAAAACCAACUCCAGGUUGUGUGGAUGCCCUCUGCAGGGCCUUGGAAAUCCCAAGCGCAACGCUUGAGAGCCUGAGCAUCGGCGAAACAGACUCCUAUAUCAACGGCCCCAUAUUUCAGCGACUAGCCCGAAUGCUAUCAGUCAACACCUCCGUCAAGCACUUCUGUGUGCGCCACAACUUUCGUCAGGAUGAUGAGGCAGAACACCGCACGACAUCGUCGUACCCAGAUCCGCCUAAGCCACGCAGCAACGACUACAACAUCACCGGCGACCAGCAGAUGGAGCUGAAAGACUGGAUGGAGCUAGAACAAAGGAGGCAUAUGGAAUCGGAAGCUGAGCAAGCAUGUUCAAGUCUUGCAGACAUGCUGCGUCACAACAGCACCCUCAAAAGUUUGAGCAUCUCGGUGUACCUUGGAGAGGGAGCCCCUGAAAUACUGAUCAAGGCCCUCGAAGACAACCCGAGCCUGGAGGAGCUCCAUAUUCAGAAUAUCCUGAGCUGGGGCCAAGCGGGUCUGGUGAAACUGAUCAAGGCAUUGACUCCUAGUCCACCGAAUCCAUCCAAGCUUCAGCUGAAGGUGCUACAUCUGGAUCAGAAUGUGGGCAGGGACCCAUUGGGAUCGACGAUACUGACCUCCGCUGAUCUUCCGAGCGCUGAAGUCCUGGCUCAGAUGAUCUUGCACAACCAGACUCUGGAGACUCUGCUGAUCGCUCAUGGCUACUCGGAGGAAGAUUGGGAAAGCGUGAUAGUGCCCGCAAUAGCUUACAACUCGACGUUGCAUCUGGUGAGACGGUUUCAGGAUCCGUGCUCAUUCACUCACCCAAAAUCCUCAUGGCGCCGCUUGCUUAGAUUUAGUUGCGUAAGAAGUUGCUUCAAGGCCGCUACGUCGCUGAUGGGAGAAAAAUGGUUGCAGCCCGAAGAUUAUGAAGUUCUGAGUGAAAGUAGCAAUUCUUUUGGAAUGGGCGCGACUUACAGUCGUGUUCGAGGCUGUCGAAGGUUGUUGCACAUGGCCGGUGACUUCCAGUGCUGGUCCAAGUACCCUUCUGCCGGAGCUAGGUGGAUGGUGAAAACAUCAAAUAGAAGUUAUGUGCUGUCAUUCGAGGAUUAUUCCACCUAAUUUUCCAAUUUACAAAGACGACAUUCUGCACAACGAAAGUCUGUCGCCUUGCCUUUCCUUGCCUGAGAACGAGCCGUUCAUGAAGCUUAAGCCACCUACGUCGACCGAAGUGAUGUUUCCAGAUGAGAAUAAACACGAGGAACCGCUUUCAAAGAGGUGGAUGCCCCACAACUCAUGGGACGAACAUAGUAGUACUAGUGUACCACGAACCAUAAUCCAGCUGCAACACAGCACAAAUUCCAGAGUUCAGUUGGAGAGUAGAAGAUCUUCAACUCGCCAACUCCUUCCAACAGAGAGGGUUUUCCCCAGGAGGGGUUCCAGUUUCUGAUCAUUGAUGUGGAUACUACAAGGCAGCACUAGCACACUUCUGAUAUUUUGGAACGUUCGUCGGCGGCAUGCUUAUCACGCCAAAGUUAAACUAUUUAUAUAACACAGCAAGAAGCU